Messenger RNA from Argiope bruennichi, 2756 nucleotides. RefSeq lists its product as uncharacterized. The record is from RefSeq and is a predicted model, not a curated record. NCBI's taxonomy places the organism in Eukaryota, Metazoa, Arthropoda, Arachnida, Araneae, Araneidae. The coding region runs from base 334 to 1446 and encodes 370 amino acids. The transcript is spliced from 2 exons.
UCUUUACAUUUCUUUAGUAACAGGCACAAUGAAUAAACGCUCCAUAAAAAUGAAGCCAAAAUUCUGCACAAACCUAUAGCCAACAAUGCCAAAAAAGCGAUAAAGUUACCUUUUAGGUGAGAAGAAAGCAAGAAAGAGUUGCACCACGUUGCGUUGAAUCUACAACCAUUAGCGAUAAACGAAGUUCUUUUUCUCAAUGUUAUGCAAUCUCCGUCCUGUAGAUAAUAAACAAACAAGCUCUACGGACGGCUAUCCCAGUUAUUUAGCCGGCGCUGCGCGUUUCAUACACGGUGAAAAAUUAGUGGUAAUUUUUAAAACUACUUUGUGUGGUAAAUGGCAGAAUCUAAAGAAGGAAUGCCUCCUGAAGGUUGUUCCGUCGAGAAAUAUGAUAUUGUCCCUGUGGAUUCUUGUCAAGGUUGGGACACGACUUACGUAGACGCCUGCGUCUUCUGCGAUAGGAGAUUUGGGGAAUGGAGAAAAGCAAAUGAAGAGAAUCUGGCCACAACACCAGCAAAACCUGGAAUUUUAGAAAUGGCUAUAAAAUACGACAACAAGCUAGAAAUUGCUAAAAUAAUUCUUGAUACUAGGAACAUUCAAAAAGUGGUGCAUGAAAAUGUGGAUCAUAUCAAACAAAUCAUCAAAACAGACAAAAAAUACAAAUACAAAUGUCCAGGCAUUGUUUGUAGAUGGGUAACAUACAAAAAAGAUAAAGAAAGAGAAGUUGCUAUUUUAUGUGCACAUUGGCACAAUUAUGGUGUUUUACCACCACUUCAGAAAGAUUGGCCUGGAUUGGACAUUCUUCAAAAGACAGACUAUCUUACAUUCUCAGUUGAGCUCCAAAAGUGGUGCUACUCCACGAAAACCAAUUUCUGUAAGACACCAAUGGAAAUAGAGGUUGUUAAAAGCUGUACCUGGACACAAUGUGAAAUCUGUGAUACUUAUUUUACCCAAUGGAAAAAACUGGACUCCGUCAUUGCGAAUGACAAGGCACCUGAUGUUAUUGGAAUCUAUAUGGUUGCCAUCAGUUGUGAGAGGCAAAUAAAAAUUUUUGAAAUUUUCUGUUUACCUUCCGUGUUUACCAGCAUUAAAUUUAAUUUAGAAGGCAUUUAUAAAUUCAGGCAACAUGUCUUGACGGAAAAUGAGUAUGCCGAUAAAAAUGCAUUUUUUCUUGUUCGAUGGAUGGAACUCGAAAAUGUCAGAAGUGACAUAGCUUGUUUCUUGUACGCUCAUUGGUUGAAUGCUGAACCUAUCCCAUUGUAUAGAGACUUAAAGGGAAAGGAAGCAGUUGAAAGAAAUAGACAUUUUAUUUUUCGGACAAAUGAUAAGAAAUGGUGUUAUAAAAUAGAUACUUUUAAACAAGCUAGGACAAAUAAAUGUAAGUAUCAAAAAUUUAUUCUGAAUGAACUGGAAGAAGAUGUACUGUACGUCGAUUGCAGUAAUAAUUAAUAGUAUAAAACAUAAAUUAUUUAUUUGUAAAUAAGGUUAAUUAUUUCUAUGCCAUCUGUACAAAUUAUCCUAAUUCUUCGUUGUAGAAAUUCUUAAUUUCAGAGGUUAUAUAUUUUAUAUUUAUUUGUGCAAAAAGAAAUUAUUUACGAAUUCAAAAAGCAAAAGUUUACUAUUAAAAUCCUUUGUUGAUUCAUUGAUUAUAUGCAUCUUCGUGUAUUUCUAAGGAGGAAAAAUGAUACCUCAGUUUUAUAUACAAUUAUAUUGGCGUUUAUUAUUAAGACAAAUAAAGCUCUCUGUAAUGAAAUCUAUAAAUAACUUGUCUAUUUUUAAGACUUUAGUUAUUCGAUGAAAUUACCAGAAAUUUAUUAUUACCAUUCAUUUUGCGCCUCAUAUUUUAAUUAUUAAAAUUUAGUAACAGGAAAAUACAAUGAUUUAAAUAAAUAAAAUUUGGUGUAACUUAUUCUUGAGUUGUACCAUUUAUAUGCGUGUGAAAGAAUAGAUCGAUGGAAGGUCAACGCCUUGACGGAUUUGGUUCUAAAUCUCUGACGGAGCUGCACUUAAGAUGCUGAAACUUUGAAUCAAAUAUUUUCCUUCUCUCUUAUUGUAUUUUAUUACCCACUUGUAUUCGGAUGGACAGGCUUCUUUUGAAUAGAUUUCAUCCAAACUCUAAUAGAAAUCUAUAAAUUGAUGUAAACAUCAUAACCCAAAUUUCAUCUAUCUAGCUGAAAGCGGUUCUUGACUAUUAUGUCAAAGACAGGUACAUACAUGCAGAUAUAAUUCUAAAUAUUUGUUUCUCGAACUGAGGGAAGUUUGAAAUGCACAGAUUCAGCAAAUUCUAGAGUAUUCUAGAUUACAUUUUUUUAAAUUUUUUUAUGAUUAUAUCCUUUUAUAUAUAUUUCGCAUACAAGUAUAUCCCUAUAUGAAAAUUAAAAGCUUUAUUAAACAUUCUUUUGAAAUCAUUCAUUGGAUAUACUGAAUGAACCCUCCAUCUAACUAAUUGACCCAACCCGGCCAUGCAAGUUUUAACUAACAGGCCUGGGACGAGUUAUUUUUUCAAACGAGAAAUUCAGAGUGUAAAAUGCAAACGUCCUUAGCGAUAAUUUGCUUUACAUUCAUUCUCGUAAAUAGAUACCGGUUUCAAAGACUCAUUAUUAUAAAACAUUCGAAACCGGAUUAGUGGUAAAAAGAUUAAACGAGAAUUAAUAGUCCGAUAGACGUAUAAUAAAGAAAUUAAAUAAUUUUAAUUAACUAAUAUUAACUACUAACAAUCAUUUAUUCGAGUGUUCACUAUUUAUUUAGUAUAAAAUAUG